AUGGAUAUCCAAGAACUUUCCAUAGGCUCCGAAAAGAGUUGGAAAGUGAUGUUUGAUUACCCUUUGGGGGUUGCAUAUGGACAUAUUAAAGAUACUCCUCUCAGUAUUAUUCUCCAUCGCCUAGGUAUCAACUAUCAAGAGAUGAGCUUCUCAAAAAAGCUUCAACUUCCAAUUGAAUAUCUACUCGAAGAAUUUGAAUAUGGUAUCGACGUAGUUGUCGCAGUUGGGAAUGAUGAUAAUGGGACUCUAUACAUUCCGACACCCUGCUGGAUCUCACCAUCUAAAAAGAAAAGUAAACUAAGGCUAGAUCUUACUAGAAUAAAUGCGACUUCAAUCCCCAAAAUAAAUUCAAUGCAGUUAUAUUCUCCAACGAAGUACCCUGAACCUAUGUAUAAGGGAACACUGGCUGACCAAGAAAAAUGUCUGGGGCCGUUACUCAAAGCCAAGUUUUUUACUGUCAGAGAUUUGGACUCAUACGUUCCAGUAAUAUUCGUGAACUGUUCCAAGAAAAAUGCCCUAGCAUCAAUGAAACAUAUUAGAUAUUGCAUUCAGUGUUACAAAGGGAAAAAAAGGUACUGCCCUUUUACCUUUAUAAAGAUGCUCCGUUUUCCGAUUCAAUACGAAAUGGAGAUAAAUGGGAGCAAGCGGAGGGAACAUCUCAUUAAGUUUACUAAUGGGAGUCUUUCCCAUGGUACUCUAGUGAGACGAUGCAAUCAGGUAGCAAAGGCACGUUAUGGAAAAGAUGUGAGAAAGGUUAAACUUCUCCUUACUGAAGCAGAGGUACCAGGCUUGUCUAAUUUAAGGAACUACAGAUAUAUGGGCUAUAUUGUAGCUGAUAGUUAUGUUGCAGACGGUCUAGAAUCAGAAGAUAGUAUGAAGCUACCUACAUAUGAUGAAGCUAUAGCAUAG
Messenger RNA from Tetrapisispora phaffii CBS 4417, 909 nucleotides. RefSeq lists its product as uncharacterized. The transcript has a single exon. NCBI's taxonomy places the organism in Eukaryota, Fungi, Ascomycota, Saccharomycetes, Saccharomycetales, Saccharomycetaceae. The record is from RefSeq and is a predicted model, not a curated record. The coding region runs from base 1 to 909 and encodes 302 amino acids.